Suillus clintonianus is the source of this 1564-nucleotide messenger RNA. Its product is annotated as FAD dependent oxidoreductase. The record is from RefSeq and is a predicted model, not a curated record. NCBI's taxonomy places the organism in Eukaryota, Fungi, Basidiomycota, Agaricomycetes, Boletales, Suillaceae. The coding region runs from base 1 to 1482 and encodes 493 amino acids. The transcript has 11 exons. Gene Ontology annotation, molecular function: FAD binding.
AUGCUAAUGACACUCCUUCCUGACCUGUCUUUCGCAGUCCUCGCAGUCCUCAUCAGCCUCUCCGUGUCCACAGAGUUGCGGAGAGCUGACUACACUCUCACCUGCCAGGAGAUCGCUGCCGCUGUUUCCUCUGCGUCCAACGUGUAUUACAGUGGGUCUUCCCAAUACACAAAGGAUAACGAUCAUUGGGCUUCUUCGAGUUCUCAAACUUCUGCAUGCUCCUUUGAGCCCGCCAACGCUCAGGACGUCGGAAUCGCUCUCCAAAUAUUGGCCAAGGACCAGACCCCAUUUGCAGUCAAAAGCGGCGGUCAUUCAGCGAAUUCAGGGUUUUCAUCGACCCCUGGCGUCCAGAUUGCUUUGUUUUCGUUUUCACAAGUUUUGUAUGAUGCGAAUGCCCAGACGGCGACUAUUGGGACGGGGUUGAUCUGGGAUAAUGUCUAUUCCGAACUCGAUCAAUACGGAGUGACCGUUGUAGGAGCGAAGACUACUGGCGUUGGGGUCGGAGGCAUCGUCCUUGGAGGAGGAUAUACAUAUAUUAGCAAUCAGUAUGGUCUGUCGGUCGACAAUAUCGUGUCGUUUGAGCUGGUGAUGCCUAAUGGCACAGUUGCGAGUAUCACCAGUUCUUCAAAUCCAGAUCUGUUCUAUGGCCUUCGGGGAGGAUUCAACAAUUUUGGAAUUGUUACCACAGUGACUAUGAAGACGUACGCCCAGUCUCAAGUCUGGGGCGGGCGUAUCUCAUACACGGCGUCUCAAUGGGAUGCAGUCAACACUGCUAUAGCUAAUUUUGUGUCGACGGUCACCGAUCCCAAAGCUUGUGUGUACAGCACAACCAACUACGCGUCCGGUGUGGCAGCGAUAUCGAGCUUCCUGUUUUAUGAUGCGCCGACUUACCCUGAUGGCAUGUUCAACGAACUACUGGCGAUCCCACACUUUGAUGAGGACAUCUCAACGAGGGCUUAUUCGAACUUUAUCCAGACUUUACCUGCGAAUGCCUCAUCGGGACUAAGAGCAAUGUUCCAUUGGGUGCCUGUUGAGCAAUUCACGCUGCCAAUGCUACAGAUGGUCAAGAACCAGACGCUGUUCUAUGGCGAGGAAUUGUCGCGAUCAAGCGGAUUUUUGAUCUCAUACGACCUUGUCCCUUUCCUGCCCUCACUCUACAGCCACUCCGAUACGCCAUCCGCUUUCCCUUCUUCGCGGGAUUCAGGACAGGGAUACUCAUUUAUCGAGGUGUAUUAUGGGUGGACGGAUCCGAAUGAUGAUGAGGUGAUGGCCCAAGUUGGUGCAGAGAGCGCUGCCUACAUGAAGCAGUUUGCUGUGGAUGCUGGUCAGAACGUUGGAAAUGCGCUGAUAUACCCGAAUUGUGCGCCUCCGGGCACGGAUUUGGCGGAUAUGUAUGGGGAUGCUGUAUCGCGUCUGCAUUCUAUCAGGAGCGCCGUGGAUCCAGGUAAUGUGAUGGGACUCACGGGAGGAUGGAGAUUCUGAUUGGACUGUCGGAUAUCUGAGGAACAUUUUAACACUUACAUAUACGGUACUGGAUGGAAGAAUCAUAAAAGUGACACAUUGC